AUGGCGAUGGCACAGCUGGUGAAGGUCCUUGCUGCCCAGCCUUUUGACCCAAGCUCAGUCCUCAGGACCCACACUCAAACUAUUUUCUUCAGAAAAAGUCAAACCGCUUUCCAAGGGUCAAAGAGCCCAGCUACAGCUCUGCAGAGCGGGGAGGAAAGCGAGUCCAGACAGCCAUGCGAAUCCAGACCUCACGCAGCCUCUCGGAUCGUAAAUGAUCACGAGAGACGAGAGAGAUGGGACCAAAGGCUCCAUCCAUCCUUCAAGCGGGAGACAAAGGUUACUCACUAUAAACAAUACCCUCCCAACACAAGCAAAGUUUAUUCCUACUUUGAAUGCCGUGAAAAGAAGAUAGAAAACUCCAAAGUAAGGAAGGUGAAAUACGAGGAAACAGUGUUUUAUGGGUUGCAGUACAUUCUUAAUAAGUACUUAAAAGGUAAGGUAGUGACCAAAGAAAAAAUCCAGGAGGCCAAAGAAGUGUACAAAGAACAUUUCCAAGAUGAUGUCUUUAAUGAAAGGGGAUGGAACUACAUUCUUGAGAAAUACGAUGGUCAUCUCCCAAUUGAAGUAAAGGCUGUUCCUGAGGGCUCUGUCAUCCCCAGAGGGAAUGUGCUGUUCACUGUGGAGAACACAGACCCUGAGUGCUACUGGCUCACCAACUGGAUUGAGACUAUUCUCGUUCAGUCCUGGUAUCCAAUUACAGUGGCCACAAAUUCAAGAGAGCAGAAGAAAAUACUGGCCAAAUACUUGUUAGAAACUUCUGGUAACUUAGAUGGUCUGGAAUACAAGUUACAUGAUUUUGGUUACAGAGGAGUCUCUUCACAAGAGACUGCUGGCAUAGGGGCUUCUGCUCAUUUGGUCAACUUCAAAGGAACAGAUACAGUGGCGGGAAUUGCUCUGAUUAAAAAAUACUACGGAACAAAAGAUCCUGUGCCGGGCUAUUCUGUUCCAGCGGCAGAGCACAGUACCAUAACAGCGUGGGGGAAAGACCAUGAGAAAGAUGCUUUUGAACACAUAGUAACACAGUUCUCAUCAGUGCCCGUGUCUGUGGUCAGCGACAGCUAUGACAUUUAUAAUGCUUGUGAGAAAAUAUGGGGUGAAGACCUCAGACAUUUGAUAGUAUCGAGAAGUACAGAGGCACCACUCAUCAUCAGACCUGAUUCUGGGAACCCACUGGACACUGUACUGAAGGUCUUAGACAUUUUAGGUAAGAAGUUUCCUGUCACUGAGAACUCAAAGGGCUACAAGCUGCUGCCCCCGUACCUGAGAGUCAUUCAGGGAGAUGGCGUGGAUAUCAACACCUUGCAAGAGAUUGUAGAGGGAAUGAAACAAAAAAAGUGGAGUAUUGAAAACGUCUCCUUUGGUUCUGGCGGAGCUUUGCUACAGAAGUUAACAAGAGACCUCUUAAACUGCUCCUUCAAGUGCAGCUAUGUUGUAACCAACGGCCUUGGGGUUAAUGUCUUUAAGGACCCAGUUGCUGACCCCAACAAAAGGUCAAAAAAGGGCCGAUUAUCUUUACACAGGACACCAGCAGGGAACUUCGUCACGCUUGAAGAAGGAAAAGGAGACCUUGAGGAAUAUGGCCAUGAUCUUCUCCAUACAGUUUUCAAGAAUGGAAAGGUGACAAAAAGCUAUUCAUUUGAUGAAGUCAGAAAAAAUGCGCAGCUGAAUAUCGAGCAGGACGUGGCCCCUCACUAGGCCUGGGUGUUUGUGUGGUCUGUGUACACAUACGUGCACUAUGUGUGUGCUUGUGUGUAUGUGAGAACAUGUCCAGUGUACAGAUGCGUGCGUUUGUGUUUAUGAUAUACUACAGCCAGAUUAUUUGUUGGUUUAUGGACAUACUGCCCUUUUAUUUUUCCCACAAUGUUUAGAUGAUCUCAAAUUAGGAAACACGUGUAACCAUGUACAAGAUUAAUGCUAAAGCAAGCUUUUUAGGGCCCUUUGCUUAGAGAUAGUAACUCGGUCUGUGUUGACCUUUUCACAAGUCACAGAACCAAGAAACUUUUAUAUAUAACUGCAGAUCACAUCAAACAGAUUUGCAUAAAUUACCAUGACUGCUUUAUGUUUAUAUUUAACUUGUAUUUUUGUACAAACGAGAUUGUGUAAGAUAUAUUUAAAGUUUCAGUGAUUUAACAGUCUGUUUCCAACUUUUCAUGAUUUUUAUGAGCACAGACUUUCAAGAAAAUACUUGAAAAUAAAUUACAUUGCCUUUUGUCCAUUAAUCAGCAAAUAAAACAUGGCCUUAACAA
Messenger RNA from Microtus ochrogaster (prairie vole), 2246 nucleotides. It is a transcript of the gene Nampt, whose product is annotated as nicotinamide phosphoribosyltransferase. Lineage: Eukaryota; Metazoa; Chordata; Mammalia; Rodentia; Cricetidae. The record is from RefSeq and is a predicted model, not a curated record. The transcript is spliced from 12 exons. Gene Ontology annotation, molecular function: nicotinamide phosphoribosyltransferase activity. Gene Ontology annotation, biological process: NAD+ biosynthetic process. The coding region runs from base 1 to 1695 and encodes 564 amino acids.